AUGUAUCUGCCCUCAGAUCUAACGGUUCAGCAACUCCGCAAGGAAAAGCCGCUCUUAACGAAAGCCAUCAUGGCUAUUAGUUGCUCAUCACUCGAAGAGAAGCGAUCCCGUGCAGAUGACCUGGAAAAGGCGAUCAGCCAGGCUUCUGCCGAAAAUACUGAGUCGGGUCUCGAUUUGUUGCUCUGCGCGUUGACUUACGUUACAUGGGGAUUUUACCAGUUCAUCAAGACAGAGAUGCACUGUUUGCGCCUUCCUCAGCUGACAGUGUCCUUGGCUAAUGAGCUUUGCUUGGAAAAGCCAAUAAAAUUCAGAUCAGACGAAUGGCCGGAUGGGGUGCCCUUUUUAGAUCAGCGGGGAUUUGACCCAGGACUCCCUAUGGACUCGGCUCAGCAAUCUCUGGAGGAGGAGAGGGUAAUUUUGGGAUGUUUCACCAUAAUCUCCAUAUAUUCAUUCAAGCUCAACCAAAUGUCGCCGAUGCGCUGGACACCUCAGUUGGGGGGGUACCUCAAUGAUGUAGAGAAAGCCCGUCAGUGUCCGACGGAUGAAAUUCUUGCCAUUCAGGUAUGGCUACAGCUACUUAUACAACAAGCUAGCGAGCAACGAAACCAGUGGUCUCAAGCAACCACGCCUGGUAUAGCAGCAAAUUUCACCGAGCCCUUUCCAUCCUCACUUCAUUUCAAAACGUUUCGAACGAAACUACAAGAUAUUCAAGCGUCUAUACCACAAAAUCUUAGAGAAGACAAACUCGUAAUUGCGUAUCUGAACGAAGCUUCUAUAAACAUAUACGAGACUAUUUACGCUGCUUAUUUGGAAUCCGGUCACUCCAGUUGCCGGCCAUUAUCCCCGUUGCACUUGCUUCAAUGUCACCUCUCGUCCCUGGAGGCAUUGGACUCCUGGCUCAACAACUUUUUCGCCUUUCCGGUGUCAGAGUACCCUGAUUUCAACUUUGGUAUCUGGAUGCAAUUGAUGCGCUGCCUUACCGUACUGCUCAGACUAUCGAUACCCUCAGACUCUGGUCGCGAUCACCAAAUAGUCCGCAAGACAGCCAAUGUUGUGGUGAUGGCGGAUAGAGCUUUGGAAUCACUACACAGGGCUUCAAUUUAUGCAAAGGAGACCUCACCUGAGGAUUUGUUUGGGAUCUUCUGCAACAUUACAAGGUCAUUUCGUAUUCACGCAGUUUCCCAAUUGCGCAAUGCAGAACAGGAGCGAGCAGUCUCCGACGCUGGAAACCAAAUACAAGAAUUCUGCGACACACCAGAGGGGGCUCUGGAGUGGAGUCUGAUCGAAAAGAUGCUGACUACUGAUGACAACCUGACCUGGGAUCGAUUCAUGAAAAAGAGCUCCGAGCCUUCCUGA
Aspergillus calidoustus is the source of this 1356-nucleotide messenger RNA. The record is from the annotation of a GenBank genome assembly. NCBI's taxonomy places the organism in Eukaryota, Fungi, Ascomycota, Eurotiomycetes, Eurotiales, Aspergillaceae.